AUGGAUUUUGUAGUCACAUAUUUCCCCUCUUGCAGGUACAACUGUGGAUACAACCUCGGCAGCUGCUCAUGCACCUACAACUGUCAGUCCUAUGGCAACUGUUGCCCUGACUACGACAAUUUCCCCUCCUGCAGGUACAACUGUGGAUACAACCUCGGCAGCUGCUCAUGCACCUACAACUGUCAGUCCUAUGGCAACUGUUGCCCUGACUACGACAAUUUCCCCUCUUGCAGGUACAACUGUGGAUACAACCUCGGCAGCUGCUCAUGCACCUACAACUGUCAGUCCUAUGGCAACUGUUGCCCUGACUACGACAACUACUGCUCUAUGACAACUGACUGGCCAGCUACAACAGAUUUCCCCUCCUGCAGGUACAACUGUGGAUACAACCUCGGCAGCUGCUCAUGCACCUACAACUGUCAGUCCUAUGGCAACUGUUGCCCUGACUACGACAACUACUGCUCUAUGACAACUGACUGGCCAGCUACAACAGGUGCACAUGACUUUCUUAUCUGUCUUUCGGAUUCAAACUGUCCCUGGUUUCCUGGGUGAUGUGGAAAGCUGAUAUUCAUACAUCACAAACAUAUUAAUGGAUUUUGUAGUCACAUGUAUUAAUGGUUUUGUGGAUAAUAUGUGUUUCUCCCUCCAGAUUU
This is a messenger RNA of Rhinichthys klamathensis goyatoka, 653 nucleotides long. RefSeq names its product venom phosphodiesterase-like. The transcript has 7 exons. Bases 1 to 552 code for a protein of 183 amino acids. Lineage: Eukaryota; Metazoa; Chordata; Actinopteri; Cypriniformes; Leuciscidae. The record is from RefSeq and is a predicted model, not a curated record.